This is a messenger RNA of Haliotis rufescens (red abalone), 2111 nucleotides long. Its product is annotated as lipopolysaccharide-induced tumor necrosis factor-alpha factor homolog. The record is from RefSeq and is a predicted model, not a curated record. Gene Ontology annotation, molecular function: zinc ion binding. The transcript is spliced from 4 exons. NCBI's taxonomy places the organism in Eukaryota, Metazoa, Mollusca, Gastropoda, Lepetellida, Haliotidae. The coding region runs from base 155 to 913 and encodes 252 amino acids.
UCAGCAGGUGAAACCAGCAUUUUAUUCUUCCUGGGAUGUUUGCACACGGCACGCUGGCAUAUCUUAACGCGUGACCUGCCUCCACGGUCUAUUGACCUGGCUACCUGAGUUUUGUCUCCAGGAGCGAGCCGACUCUGAUACCCAGCUUUAAACGAUGAGCGAGGAGAAGUACCGCGUCUCUGACGACGCACCCCCCGGGGAUAUGUCGCUUGCAUCUGCACCCCGUCCCCAGGACCCUACCCUUGGUCAGACAUCCUACCAACAUCAACCUGCCUACCCUCAACAAACCCCCUCGGAACAGCCGCCCUAUCCACAGCCACUCCCACCCUCAGGUGAAGCCCCUGCCUACACACAUGCACCCUCGGGACAACCACCUGCCUACCCGCAAUUACCCCCAGGACAACCACCUUACACACAACCGCCUCCUGGACAACCGCCUGCCUACUCGCAUACAUCCCCAGGACAACCACCUUACACACAACCACCCAUGGGGCAACCGCAGUACCCCCAACCACCCCCGGGACAACCACCCUACCUACAACCUGCCCCGGGCCAGCCCCAAGGAUACGCCCAUGGAAACCUCCCACCCCACGCCACAGGAGGGUACCCAGCGGGACCAGCGGCAAGUACAACUGUGGUCAUCAAUCAGCCCGGGGGCGCCGUGCUCGGCAACACCAUCAGGUACAGGAGGACUCCCGCCCUCAUCAUCUGCCAGCACUGCAGCGCCACGGUCACCACCUCCGUCGACGACGAGACCAGUACUCUGCAGUGGAUAGCGUGUUUCUUCAUGUGUAUAUUUGGGUGCGCGCUGUUUUGCUGCUUAAUACCGUUCUGUAUAAGCGACUUGAAGGACGCAAAGCACUCGUGUCCCAAUUGCAAGCAGCUCGUUGGAAAGUUUUCUCAAAUAGGUUGAAAUAGUUUGAAAUAAUACUCGAGAAAGGGACCGUCACUGCUGGUUUGGUAAAUGAGACAAAACAUAUUUGCCAUGUUACACAAUCAUCUGAACAGUGUCUUGGUGUCCAGGGAACCUAAAGAUUGACCUCAGACUUGUGCAUCAUGAACCUGUUUCAGGUCACAUGGCUUCUUCAUCUGUCCAUAUAUUGCUUGCGAGAGGCCUGUGUAUAUCUUUAACAAGUAGGAUGUAUCUGAUAGAGAGGAAAAUACUUUCACCGGAAGAGUGUCACAAUGAUGUUUUUUAUUCAUUAGAGUCGCUUCUGUAGGCUUUGUGUAUAUACAUAUAUUUUGCAUUUUACUAUAUGUAAACCAUUUGGGAUAUCAGGGUACGAUGUCUGUCGUCAGACGUGACAAAAUGAAGCGGGUGGUCAGGCUGGGUGACUUGGUCGAUUGCAUACAACAGUUCCGAUUGUGUAGAGCGAUGCUCAUGCUAUCACUCACUUGAUUGUCCAGGCUCGAACAUUUCUACACCACUACCACAUACUUUGAACAUUGAUGAGUGUCGCGUUAAACAAAUUUACCCCACGUAAUUAUUGUUCCAACCCUUUGGAUGAGGUCAUUUUUAAGACAUUAUAAUAUAAAUAAUAUGAUGUAUUUAGCAAUCUCGGUAAAUCUGUUUUAUAUUUUAGACGACGUCAGGAAUACCUAGCUAUGAGCAUAUGUCAUACAAACAUACGCCUUAAAUAGACAUGAGAUAUAGAGCGUCACUGCCUGUAGGAAGGCUGGGGGCGGGGCGGGGGCGUGGGCGGCACAGGUGUCACUGUAUGUUGGAUGAAUGAUGGGUGGAUGAUGGGUGGUGGGUGGAUGGAGUCGAUGGAUGAUACUGAUAGAAUAUUGGGUUUGAGCUACAAAACAUCGUUCACCGUAGUCAUUACAGAAACUACACAGUAUAAAGAUAUGACACUGUUCAGUCACUCAGUCAAUACCGUUACUCCGUAAGUAAAAGAGCCACAGUGAAAAGUGCAAGGUAAUUGUUUCAACGCUAUGUUAAACUACAGACAGUUAUAUAGCUCCAGAUGGUUCGUUGUUUGCCUGUGUCGUGUCUGGACAUACCAUACUGAUUUCAAUGACACUGUACGUAUGUUUAAAAAGAAACUAAACUUGUGUUAUUCAUUCAGACGCUUGUAAAUUUCAUUUGCAAUAAACAAUAAUGAAUA